Amoebophrya sp. A25 is the source of this 1550-nucleotide messenger RNA. Lineage: Eukaryota; Dinophyceae; Syndiniales; Amoebophryaceae. The record is from the annotation of a GenBank genome assembly.
AAGGUUUAGGUGCGUAUUAAACGUCGUGAAGGCCUUGCUCAAGGAAGUACCUUUGUCAGCUACACAAUUUUUGGCCGUGCUGUAUGCAGAUUUCUGUGCAACGAGUAUUGCAUGUGUUCUGAUUUAAAAUUAAAGAUGUCCUCGUCGUCCGUUCGUGUUGGUUCUUAUGGCGCGAUGUGGGGUGACUCACGUAUCGCUUUUCCUCAGCUUCUCGAAAAUGGAAAUGUGGAUUUUCUAUUAAGCUACUCGAUAUAAUGUAUUGCUAUUGCAUUGCAUAGAAGCUCACUCAACCAGCUAAGUGCGAAAGCUUAGCUUCUAAGGGAGAAAGAAGAGGGGAACUCAUACUCACUCAGGGAGACAUAGCGUUAUAGACGACGAGCUAAUUUAUUGCCUUUAAGUCUAGUCGCCGAUUACCUGGCAGAAUUUACUAUGGGGAUCUUGGCGACGCAAAAGGAGAAAAACAGCGAACAGGGAUGGUGUCGGGAUUUCGUUUUGCGCGAGAUGCGUACGUAUCUUCCACGUGUACUGGAGAAGAAUUAAGGCUCCUACCUGUUCAAUGGAUUGACCCUCCUUCGACGUGAGAAGCGUCUAACUAUCUUACAUCUUGCGACCGUCACCGCCACGCACCAUUUCAUCGCAAACGGCUUGUUGAAAGGAAAAUAGAACUAACACGUGGCCAAAGAUGGCCACACUAUCGGAGCGUAUCUCUACGGCCGGUACUAGGAGCAGUAUCAUCAGGGAUCGACGCACACAUGACUUGACUUCAAAGAUGACUUCCACGCCCAAGAUGGAGUUGAUGGGGAAGGUCUAAAAUGAAGUCCGUAUAGUGGUCAACGCAGGUGGAACGAAUCCGCAUGGCUGUCGUAGUGCACUAUUGGAAUUAUGCAAGCAGUUGGGUGUCAAAUGCAGGAUCGGGCUGGUCUUUGGAGAUUCCCUCGACACGAACAAGGCGGAAGUUCCGCCAGACACUUAUGAAAGGUAGAAAAGCCGCACUCAUAGGCAACAUACGUAUGACAGGAGCAAGAACCGCGCUCAUAGUCAGCAUACGUAUGACAGGAGAAAAAAUCCUACUCAUACUUGUACCCAACACCAACAAACUAGCUACUGCUAGGAUUGAAAUAGAUCAAGAGGCUGACGUGAGAAAGUAGCUCCGAACUUUGUGACUUGUGCCAUGUGCUACGCAUGGAAUUCAAUGCAUAAGAUGGCCCGCGAAUGUUGACGCAUGUGCUGACGCUCCUGGAUCCUUGCAGCAACGUGAGAGACUUUCACACACAUGAGAGACAUGCAGAAACCUCGCGAACCUGAUAGGUGCGCCACGUUAAAGAAACCCGGGCGGUCAACUUGGCUGAUACUUAUCGCCACCAACAUGCGCAGCCAUAGACAGCCGGGGCCGCUCUCCUUUGGCUUUCAUGUUUUGACUCUAAAGGACUCCGAAACUAUCAAAGCCCACGCAAUAAAGGCAGCCACUCCUCGAGUCGCCUGCGUCUACUCUAGAGCCAAUGCCUAUCGUGUUCCUUUUCAACCCUCAGAAGAGAACUCACGUCAGCGCU